Messenger RNA from Syngnathoides biaculeatus (alligator pipefish), 1716 nucleotides. Its product is annotated as leucine-rich repeat-containing protein 43-like. The coding region runs from base 1 to 1716 and encodes 571 amino acids. NCBI's taxonomy places the organism in Eukaryota, Metazoa, Chordata, Actinopteri, Syngnathiformes, Syngnathidae. The transcript is spliced from 13 exons. The record is from RefSeq and is a predicted model, not a curated record.
AUGCUGACUUUGUGUGCAGUGUCUGUGGUCGACAACUGCCUGCUGAAGUUCUGCAACCUGCAGGAACUUGUGCUCAGCGCCAACCGCAUCUGCGAGAUCUCUGCAGACAACCUUCCCAGAACGCUCAAGACAGGCACCAACAACAGUCAGGACCCAUGUCCCACUCCCCCCACUCCAAAGCAGAUGAAGGGCACCCUCUUGUCUAUGCAGUUUAACCCCAACAUACAGGUAUUGGAGCUGCGUGCCAACCAGCUGUGCGCUUUGGGCCGCCUCGCCAUCUCUCCGCCCCCUCGUCUGCAGUACCUUGGCCUUGCCGCCAACCACCUGGGAUCCCAUCGAGAUGUCGCCCAGCUCACGGGAAGACAAUGGCCUGAGCUGGUGUGUCUGGACCUGAGCGAGUGCGACUUCGGGGAGCAGCGCCCCCUCCUGAAGGCCCUGGGUACGCUUCCGUGUCUGCGGACCCUGGUGCUGGAGGGCAACCCGUUCACACUGGCGCCCUCGUACCCGGGCUUUGCCGUGGACGCCCUGCCCCGCCUCUGCUACCUGGACGCAGUGUGGAUCGCGCCCGAGGAGCGACACCGAUACCGGGGGAUGGCCAGGAUGAGCCAGGCGCGUCAACCAGGUCAGACCCACAACAUCCAAAGGAGCUCCGGCCAAAUGUUAUCCAACCCCAUGGCCUUGCCACCAAGGAGCUUUUUAACCACUUUGGUGACCUCCACCAGAGAGGAGAAUCCUGCCUCAGCCUUCCUCAUGGGACGGCGUGUUGACCUGCUGGUGGACUGGGCUUCAGCCACAGUGUGUGUAGGCCAGAUGCAGGGCAUUCCGGACCCGCUGCUGGACGAGGACCCCGAUGCUCCAGAAUUCCCAGUGGUCAGCUACAGCUACGUGAUCUCAUAUAUGUUCUAUAGUCACCAGACAACCGCCUAUCAGGAAGUUGUAGGUGGUGGUGUAGCAAAGAGUCAGGACCAGGGCCAGGACCAAAGUAGUGAACAAACUCAAACAUCUAACAAGAAGAAUGAAAAAGAGACUGUGGUGUCCAAUGUGGCAGAAGGAACCAAGGAACACUCCUCCUCCACUGAGUCGAGAUACAGGACUUCGGCGCAGUCGUGGGCUGAUUGCGUCGACUUUGACGAAGCGCUGAAAUUCGUCGUGCGAGACCUGAGCGGCUUCAAGAAAUUCCUCCACCAAGGAUUUCAAGUUUUUAUCGAGCAGGAAAAGAUCCUGUCGUGGCCAGCGGAAGCCUCAGACGAAGGCGCCGGUGAAGGCGCCAUGGACAAGAAAGGCAAACAAGCCAAGGUGAAAGACAAGCGAAAGAAAGCUGUGGUGGAGCUGGUUGCGGAUCCACCCGUUGCCACAGUGCUGGCAUCCUCUCACGUGUCCCUCCAGGGCCUCCUUUAUGGACAUCAAAAAGUGGAAGCCCUUUGCGAUUUUGGCUGCCUGCACAAAGAUCCUCCCAUUGAAGACGCUCCAGUCACGGCGGACGAGGAAAACAGAGCCAAGGAUGAGUCCAAGAAGAAGGGAGGAGGUGCAGGGGGAGGGCGUGCAGGAAACAAGAAACCAGCAAACACUAAAGGUAUCCGCCGAGGAAGGGGCAGUGAGGAGCGCGACGCCGCCACACCCAACCAAGCCGAGACGGCCACAGUGGAGCUGAGCGUGGAGCUCAAAAAGUGGCGCCACGCCUCUGAGGUGGCUCCACUCGCACCCGCUAACUCCUGA